AUGUUAGAGAUGGUUAAACGGUUAACUGUGGUUUCAGCCAACAAGCACAAGCCUUGGCUCGAGCCCACCUACCAUGGCAUAGUGACAGAGAACGACGACGCCGUGCUUCUCGACCCCCCGCUGAUCGCGCUGGACAAAGACGCGCCUCUGCGUUUCGCAGAGAGUUUUGAGGUGACAGUCACCAAAGAAGGUGAGAUUUGCGGAUUUAAAAUUCAUGGGCAGAACGUCCCCUUCGACGCGGUGGUGGUGGAUAAGUCCACUGGCGAGGGAAUAAUUCGCUCUAAAGAGAAGCUGGACUGUGAACUGCAGAAAGACUACACAUUCACCAUCCAGGCCUACGACUGCGGGAAGGGGCCUGACGGUGCCAGCGUGAAGAAGUCUCAUAAAGCGACCGUGCACAUCCAGGUGAGCGACGUGAACGAAUACGCGCCUGUAUUCAAGGAGAAGUCCUACAAAGCGACGGUGGUCGAGGGGAAGCAGUACGAAAGCAUUGUGAGGGUGGAGGCCGUGGAUGCAGACUGCUCCCCUCAGUUCAGCCAGAUCUGCAGCUAUGAGAUCGUCACUCCAGAUGCGCCCUUCACCGUUGACAAAGACGGUUAUAUCAAGAACACAGAGAAGCUGAACUACGGGAAGGAACACCAGUACAAACUGACGGUCACAGCCUACGACUGCGGGAAGAAGAGAGCAGCAGAAGACGUUUUGGUAAAGAUCAGCGUCAAGCCCACUUGCACCCCUGGGUGGCAAGGAUGGAGCAGCAGGGUCGAGUAUGAGCCUGGCACAGGAGCCCUGGCCCUCUUCCCAGACAUCCGCCUGGAGACGUGCGAUGAAUCAGUGGCCUCGGUGCAGGUGACGGUGGAGCUGGAGACCAGCCACAUAGGGAAAGGCUGUGACCGUGACACCUACUCUGAGAAGUCCCUGCACCGGCUGUGUGGUGCUGCGUCCGGCACUGCCGAGCUGCUUCCUUCCCCAAGCAGCUCUGCGAACUGGACCGUCGGCCUCCCCACUGACAACGGCCAUGACAGCGACCAGGUCUUCGAGUUCAACGGCACUCAGGCAGUCAGGGUCCCAGACGGCCUCGUUUCCGUCAGCCCGAAAGAGCCUUUCACGAUCUCUGUGUGGAUGAGGCACGGACCCUUUGGCAGGAAGAAGGAGACGAUUCUGUGCAGUUCGGACAGAACAGACAUGAACCGGCACCAUUACUCACUCUUUGUCCACGGCUGUCGGUUUGUUUUCCUCCUCCGCCAGGAUCCCUCAGGGGAGAAGAAAUACAAACCUGCAGAAUUCCACUGGAAGUUGAAUCAGGUCUGUGACGAGGAAUGGCAUCACUAUGUCCUCAACGUGGACAUCCCCAGGGUGACCCUCUAUGUGGACGGCGUUUCCCACGAGCCCUUCUCCGUGACCGAAGACCACCCACUUCACCCGUCCAGGACGGAGACUCAGCUCGUGGUCGGGGCUUGCUGGCAAGAGUAUUCAGGAGUUGAAAGUGACAACGAAACUGAGCCUGUGCCUGUGGCUUCUGCAGGUGGCGACCUGCGCAUGACUCAGUUUUUCCGAGGUGACCUGGCUGGCCUGACAAUCCGUUCUGGGAAACUGGCAGACAAGAAGGUGAUCGACUGUCUGUAUACCUGCAAAGAGGGACUAGACCUGCAAGUCCCCGGAGACAGUGGCGGAGGUGUGAAGAUUGAAGCCAACCCCAGCCAGUCGAUGCUGACUUUGGAGGGAGAGGAUGUCAGGGAGUUGGAGAAGGCCGUGCAGCACGUCGCCUACCUGAACUCCCGGCAGUUCCCCACACCUGGGAUCCGGAGGCUCAAACUCAGCAGCACCGUCAGGUGUUUUAACGAGGCCGCCUGCAUUUCAGUCCCCCCGGUAGACGGCUGCGUGAUGGUUUUGCAGCCCGAGGAGCCCAAGAUCAGUCUGAGCGGCGUCCACCACUUUGCUCGAGCGGCUUCCGAGUUUGAAAGCUCGGAGGGGGUUUUCCUCUUUCCCGAGCUUCGGAUCAUCAGCACCAUCACGCGGGAAGUGGAGCCCGAUGGCGAAGGGGACGAGGACCCCACAGUUCAAGAGUCCCUGGUGUCUGAGGAGGUCGUGCACGACCUGGACACCUGCGAGGUCACAGUGGAGGGGGAGGAGCUGAACCCAGAGUGGGAGAGCCUGGAGGUGGACGUGGCUCGUCUGCAGCACAGUGGCAUCGAGGCGAGCAGCUCUGGCCUGGGCAUGACAUUCACAGGUGUGGACACCAUGGCCAGCUAUGAGGAGGUCUUGCACCUCCUGCGCUAUCGGAACUGGCACUCCAGGUCCUUGCUUGACCGGAAGUUCAAGCUCGUCUGCUCGGAGCUGAAUGGACGCUACAUCAGCAAUGAAUUUCAGGUGGAGGUGAACGUGAUCCACACGGCCAGCCCCGUGGAGCACGCCAGCCACAUGGCCGCACAGCCACAGUUCGUACACCCUGAGCAUCGCUCCUUCGUGGACCUGUCGGGUCACAACCUGGCCAGUCCCCACCCCUUCGCAGUUGUCCCCAGCACGGCGACCGUCGUGAUUGUGGUGUGUGUCAGCUUCUUGGUUUUCAUGAUCAUCCUGGGAGUGUUCCGGAUCCGCGCUGCUCAUCAGCGGACCAUGCGGGACCAAGACGCCGGCAAGGAGAACGAGAUGGACUGGGACGACUCCGCCUUGACCAUCACCGUGAACCCCAUGGAGACGUACGAAGACCAGCACAGCAGCGAGGAGGAGGAGGAGGAGGAGGAGGAAGAGGAGAGUGAGGACGGCGAGGAUGACGAGGUCACCAGCGCCGAGUCUGAGAGCAGCGAGGAGGAGGGUGGGGAGCACGGAGACCGGCAGGCCGUGAGCAGGCAGCAGCAGCUGGAGUGGGACGAUUCCACCCUCAGCUACUGAGCUGUGGCCACGCCCUCCACGCCUUUCCCCCACUUGAGGACCAUUGUCACCGUCGUGCAGUCCCAAGGGUCCAUGAUGUACAAAUCAUUCUGGCCAGUAGGUCUGCGGACCCCCCUCGCCGACCGUCUGCCGUGCUUGGCGUGUAGGACCCUAGGCACCCCCCACCCCCGCCUGAAUCUCCCUUAAGUUAUGGGAGGGGCUGACACCUGCUCUCUCCUGUCACCUCGCUCUGCGUGGCCCCCUCGCGCUGCCUCCAGGAAAGCCACAGUGACCGGACUCACUGACAAGGGGUUAAAGUCACUCACUCCCACCGGGUAAUCCCUUUUCAUUUUUUUUUUUAAAGUUUUUACUUUUUCCAAGCUAGUGCAUGUAUAAAGUGGCAGAACGGGGGUUAAUAUGUAGAUGAUGAACUUUUUAAUAUUUUGUAAAUAAAUUGGGAGUCCUCACGUCCUCUGUGUUAGUGUAACCCAGGACGGGAACGCAAGUGAGGGCGAGACCCUGGGUGCAGGGGAACCAGCGGGCUGCCGCCACCUCCCCGCCCCAGACAAGGAGGAAGGGUCACUGGGACAGUUCCCAGCCUCGGGUGUCGGUUUGGUGGGUGGCCAGGGCAGUCGGGGGCAGGGAUCUGUGUGCUGCUUGGUGGGAGGGGACCAGACCAGGAGCCCUCUGCAGAGGCUGGAAACAGCCGGGCCUUGUCUCUGGGGCUCUGCCCGUUUCCCGUGUGGCAGUGGGGUGGGGAGCUGGGGUCCCCGGGCUCUCGCACACAGCUCCCCGUGCAGGCACCGGGACUUCCUGUGCUCAGCCCUGGGUUCACUUAGACGUACGUGUCCUUGCUGGUGAGAGGACUGUGCGGGUGUGGUCUGGGGACAGCAGCAGGCCAGGAUGAUCCACGCUCGGGUCUGGGAGUAGAUUCCCUGAAGGGGCACCCCGCGGCCCAAAGGCAAAGAACUAGGUUCCUGCAAGGUGCUCUCUUGUCCGCCCCGGAACCCCAGGGGUGACGGCCACUCUCCAGGAGUGAGGCGCCCGCUGCCGUGCUUGGUGGCGAAGGGAAGGGAGAGGACAGCCCUGAGCUAAAACCCCUACAGCACUUUGUUUUUAAUUUACGUGUAAAAUUUUAGAUUUCUAAAACUGGGGGGGAAAUAAUUUUGAAUCCUGUUCUGUGAUCAUAACUGCUAGUUUCGAGGACACUGCCCGCUGUCUCCGUGUCGUGUGUGGCCCUCCCUCCGUGUAUUGUCACUGUAGCUGCUUAGACAGUGGACAGAUGCCGUCGCGGAGACGAGGCGUCCGCGUGCUGUCCGUAGCCGCCGUGAGCCCAGCCUUUCCGAUGUGUAUGUCGCUAGGUCAGAAAGCAUCUCCACUCCAAUAAAGUUCUGGUUCUAA
Molecule: messenger RNA, 4269 nt
Organism: Pteropus alecto (black flying fox)
Lineage: Eukaryota; Metazoa; Chordata; Mammalia; Chiroptera; Pteropodidae
Gene: CLSTN1
Product: calsyntenin 1
Exons: 19
Coding region: 1-2889 (962 amino acids)
Biological process (GO): positive regulation of synapse assembly; homophilic cell-cell adhesion; positive regulation of synaptic transmission
Cellular component (GO): cell surface; postsynaptic membrane
Molecular function (GO): amyloid-beta binding; X11-like protein binding; calcium ion binding
Source: RefSeq, a predicted model, not a curated record